GGGGUUUUGCAGACAGAACUGCUGGACAACUUUGGCUUGAACCUGCAUCGCAUUGAGAAGGAUGUCCAACGCUGUGACCGCAACCAUUGGUUCUUCACCCCUGACAACCUGGACAAGUUGCGGAACAUCAUGUGCACGUUUGUGUGGGAGCACCUUGAAAUGGGUUACAUGCAAGGAAUGUGUGACCUGGUUGCCCCACUUUUGGUGAUUCUGCAGGAUGAAGCUCUCACUUACUCGUGCUUUGGGCAACUCAUGACACGCAUGGCUGCAAACUUCCCUACUGGGGGUGCAAUGGAUACCCAUUUCGCCAACAUGAGAUCCCUAAUCCAGAUACUGGAUUCAGAGAUGUUUGAACUAAUGCACCAGAAUGGAGACUACACACAUUUCUACUUCUGCUACCGGUGGUUCUUACUUGACUUCAAGCGAGAGUUGGUCUAUGAGGACAUCUUCAGCAUGUGGGAAUGCAUCUGGGCAGCUGGGAAGGUGGCAUCCCCACAUUUUGUCCUCUUCAUUGCCCUUGCCCUUGUCCAGUACUAUAGGGACAUCAUCCUUGAUAACAGCAUGGAUUUCACUGACAUCAUCAAGUUCUUCAAUGAAAUGGCCGAGCACCAUGAUGCCAAAGUGAUCCUGCGUAUGGCCCGAGAUCUUGUGCUCCAAUUGCAGACCCUCAUUGACAAUAAGUGAAUGGGUAACCAACAGCAUUUCUUUCUUCUCUUGGUGUUUUUUACUCCUAUACAGGUUUGUUGUCUGUCAGACUUGUUACCUCUAUGUGCACAACUGGUCAAUAGUUUUGAAAUAUUUAUUAUUUGAUUUUUUUUUAACUUCAUGAUGUUGCAACCUCCCAUAUAUUUGUUGAGUUUUUCAUUCCAAUCUUGGUCUCCUGUUAUAUGUGAAUCUCAGUGUGCUGACAUGAAAGUAGUGGCCUGAAGCCAUUGUGAGGAACUGUCUUAUUAUUUGCUUCUACAUUGAAUUUCAUGCAUUCUUCUCAAAGUAUUUGAAUUGCUUUGAGUUUCUGUUUUGUGACUCUCCUUGUUGUGCCCCUGGAUCUUCCUUCCCAUGCUCGUCAAGCUCCUCAUGGUUGUGCUGACUUUUAUUGAAAUUUUUUGCAAGAAGUAGCUUGUUGCUGAAUUUGGUGUGGCUCGGUGAUAUCAACCAAUCUUCCCAUUGUGAAAAGCACCUAGGUUUUGCUAUCUUGGAUUCUUCUCUCCCUG
Darwinula stevensoni is the source of this 1211-nucleotide messenger RNA. The record is from the annotation of a GenBank genome assembly. NCBI's taxonomy places the organism in Eukaryota, Metazoa, Arthropoda, Ostracoda, Podocopida, Darwinulidae.